GUCAUUAGUCAGCUGACCGGAAGUGAUUUAGCGCUAGCUGCCUGUGUAGAGCUGUAGCUGUAGAGAGUAAACAGAACUUAAAGUACCGAAUUUUCUCUUCCUAAACUCCAGAACCGGACCUGCGGUACCACUUAUAUACCGGAGAACCACCACAGCCACCCGCUGAUACCCGAUAAACAUGUCUAACACUGAGACCAACCUGCGGAAACUACUGUCUAAGGCAUAUAAAUACAGAGACCUGACUGUGCGAGAAAUCACCAAUGUCACCACGUCCUACAAAGACCUGAAGCCUGUGAUGGAUAACUACGUGUUUAAUGACGGCUCCACCAGAGAGCUGAUGAGUCUGUCGGGGACGGUGCCGGUGAGCUAUCGAGGGAACGUGUAUAAUAUACCCAUAUGCCUGUGGCUGCUCGACACCUAUCCCUACAACCCCCCCAUCUGCUUCGUCAAGCCCACCAGCACCAUGAUGAUCAAAACCGGGAAGCACGUCGACGCUAACGGAAAGAUCUACCUGCCCUACCUGCACGAGUGGAAGCACCCCCAGUCGGAUUUGUUUGGGCUCAUCCAGGUGAUGAUUGUGGUGUUUGGAGAAGAGCCCCCAGUCUUUUCACGGCCGACCACACAAACCCCUUACCAAGCUUUUCCAGCGUCUGGACCUCCGACCUCUUCUUAUAUGGGAAACCCACCAGCCAGUCCAUUUGGACAGAGCCACUCUCCUAACCCAGGGGGAUAUCAGGGUUAUCCGUACCCCGCUGCCAGUUCUGGAUAUCCAGCCACACCAGGAUCAGCACACUACACACCUGUAACUCCUGCCACUACUGCAGGUCCGGCUCGGGACGGGACGAUCGGGGAGGAUACGAUCCGGGCGUCUCUGGUGUCGGCGGUGAGUGAUAAACUCCGCUGGAGGAUGAAGGAGGAGAUGGAUCGAGCUCAGGCUGAACUGGACGCUCUGAAGAGAACAGAGGAGGAUCUGAAAAAGGGACACCAGAAGCUGGAGGAGAUGGUGACCAAGCUGGAUCAGGAGAUAACAGACGUGGAUAAGAACAUCGAUCUGCUGAAGCUGAAGGACGAGGAGCUGACGGCUGCUCUGGGUAAAAUGGAGAACCAGUCGGAGAAUAACGAUAUUGACGACCUGAUUGUUCCCACAGCGCCGCUCUACAGGCAGAUCCUGAACCUGUACGCAGAGGAGAACGCUAUAGAAGAUACCAUCUUCUACCUGGGGGAGGCUCUGCGCCGGGGGGUCAUAGACCUGGACGUAUUCCUGAAGCAUGUGAGGCUCCUGUCAUGCAAACAGUUCCAGUUGAGAGCUCUGAUGCAGAAAGCCAGGAAGACCGCAGGCCUCAGCGACCUCUACUGACCAAUCAGAGUGCCAGCACCCAUCCUCAUCAUCAUCAUCAUCAUCUUCACUCCAUUCAUACCUGCCACAGGGUACCACAGAUUACACCUACAAAUAAACCUUAAACCUUAAAGGGCCAAGACUAAUCACGAGUCACCAACUAUCUGUUUACAGCUGAUUAAAGGGUUUCAGGUGAUCUGUACUGUACUUCAUAAAUCAAUUAACCAAUCAAGGAAUCAAUCACUUAAUUAAUCACACACAUUCUGUACAAUCUUAGCGACUAAAUGAAAGUUUUUUAAAAGUUUUCUAUUCUUCACUUUCUCGACAUUCAGUCAUUUACACUCGCAAUUACAAUAAAACUGAGUUCUUUCCUCCUCCAGCCGAGAGCUGAGGACCCGUCAGCGAUCAUUAACACCUAAAUCUCUCAAAAUUACGCCUCUCUUUGCAUUAAUAUGAAUAUAAAUAUUAAGUGACCUUUUUUAAAGGUGAUUUGGACAAUCUGUCGGUAGGGAACAGCACUUUUCCUGAUGAAGGGAUGAAUGAAUUUAAAUGACGGCAACUGCUUCAGAUUCCAAUAGAAGGAUUUAAACCUGAUCUUUAAAACUUGGGGACUUUUUUUUUGUACUUUAUCUAGUUUAUAUCUAAAAGACCUUAUAACUUUUUUUUCAGAGAUAGGGCUGCACAAUAUACAGCUCUGUAAAAAAAAUGAAGAGAUCACUUCAGUUUCUGAAUCAGUUUCUCUGAUUUUGCUAUUUAUAGGUUUAUGUUUGAGUAAAAUGAACAUUGUUGUUUUAUUCUAUAAACUACAGACAACAUUUCUCCCAAAUUACAAAUAAAAAUAUUCUCAUUUAGAGCAUUUAUUUACAGAAAAUGAGAAAUGGCUGAAAUAACAAAAAAGAUGCAGAGCUUUCAGACCAAACAAGUUCAUUUUCAGAAAUUCCCAGAAUUAAGGGCUAUAGUUGGAGGCUUUCAGACGAUUCUGAGAUACUAUCUCAAUAUAUUGGACCACCCCAUUUUGCACCUCACACACCAAGUCUUAAAAUAAUGAGUUUUCCAUCCGAGUAUUUUGAAAUAUCAUCUCAUUAUUACUCAGAAAACAACUUUUUAAGAUAGUAAUUCAUUUUAAAAUGCUAAAGUAAUUUGAGAUACUGUCUCAUUAUUACUCAAACAUUAACUUAUUUAAGUUAAUUUGGGAUGAGGUCUCACUAACUUGGGGUACUAUUGCAUUAUUUUCAUAUACUGUCUCAUUAUUUUCAUAUACUGUCUCAUUAUUUUGAGAUAUUAUCUCAUUAUUUUGAGAUAUUAUCUCACUAUUUUGAGAAAAGCACAUAAACUGCAGACAACAUUUCUCCAAAAUUCCAAAUAAAUCUUAUUAUAUAUUCUCAUUUAGAGCAUUUAUUUGCAGAAAAUGAUCUGUAUCUGUAUAAUGAAAUGCAUCUUGGCAUCAUGUUCUCCUCCUCCACCAGUCUUACACACUGCUUUUGGAUAACUUUAUGCUGCUUUACUCCUGGUGUAAUAAUUCAAGCAGUUCAGUUUGGUGGUUUGAUGGUUUGUGAUCAUCCAUCUUCCUCUUGAUUAUAUUCCAGAGGUUUUUAAUUUGGUAAAAUCAAAGAAACUCAUCAUUUUUAGGUGCUUAUUAUUUUUGCAGAGCUGUAUAAUCAUUAAAACAUUGAUGUUGCAAUGUGUCACAGACAUGAAGACUUAUUCAUAUCAGUAUCAUAUCUGCCUGCUUAGAAAAACUAAAUAAUAUACAAGUCAAUAAACGUGGUUGGCAAUAUUCUUACGCAUUAAAAGCAUUUAAUAAUGUCGUAACUAGAGACAUUUACUAGUGUCGAAGUAUUUAACAAUCUAUAUUGUGAAGAGUUACCUAAAUUUAUUAUUAUGAUACGAUAAAAUAUCGUCAUAUUGCCCAGCUCUACAGUAAGUACAAAUAUCGUGACAGGUCUACUUUUUUAAAUUUUUUCCUCAAUAUUGUGCAGCUCUAAUUUAAGGACACUAUUACUGCAUGGACGCAUGUUUAAAGCUGUCUAUCAACCAAAGCACUUUUCUACAGACCUUUAUUACACUUUAUUACAUAUAAAUCUCUGUAUACUGGAUACAAAUGCAUACAGGAGUAAAAAAAUUUCAAAAAACACUCAAAAUAUUGGAAUUUGUUUUAUUUGAAUGAUUACAUGUUGGGUUUUUGAAGAGCUCGGCCUGUGAAAUGCGAAAAACUGCACUUUUGAGACACAUUUUCUUUAAUAAUAGUGUGUAAAGAAAGCGGAACAAAUAAAUGUACUACAUUUAUUCCAGUAUUUACUGCUUUACACAGCUAUAACAGUGAUGUCAUGGGUUGCAUGUUAUAAUAAUGAUAUAAUUCCAUGUGCCUUUUUUUUAAUUAUUAUUAAUUCCAGUUUAAUGCAGUUUUAGCGCUCGCACUAGUGAAUGUAAUUGUGGUAACCAUGGGAACAAUAACGCUAUUGUGGUUAUGGUGUAUUUGCUUUGUUUAUUACUUUAUUACUUUAUAUUCUUUUGUUAAUUAACAUGUUUGUUUAUUUUUUGUUUUGUUUUGUUUCUCUUUUAGACCAAUACUUGAAUAUAAACACGAAGAGCAUUAAUACUCUACUCUUAUAAAGGGAAUAACCAAUUUAUUAUUAUUAUUUUUAUUUUGUUAUGAUGUGUAGGAGCAGAAAUGAAUGAAAUAAUAAAUAAAUAUAGGGCUUGUAUAUGA
Messenger RNA from Astyanax mexicanus (Mexican tetra), 4046 nucleotides. RefSeq names its product tumor susceptibility 101b (gene tsg101b). Gene Ontology annotation, biological process: protein modification process; endosome to lysosome transport; protein transport. The record is from RefSeq and is a predicted model, not a curated record. Gene Ontology annotation, cellular component: ESCRT I complex. Bases 179 to 1357 code for a protein of 392 amino acids. NCBI's taxonomy places the organism in Eukaryota, Metazoa, Chordata, Actinopteri, Characiformes, Acestrorhamphidae. Gene Ontology annotation, molecular function: ubiquitin binding. The transcript has 10 exons.